Messenger RNA from Zootermopsis nevadensis, 1381 nucleotides. The record is from RefSeq and is a predicted model, not a curated record. NCBI's taxonomy places the organism in Eukaryota, Metazoa, Arthropoda, Insecta, Blattodea, Termopsidae.
GGGAGGGGGCCUUCCUCCUCUCCACCCGACAGGGUUUAUAAGUCGCCGUGAUGGCUACAGAGCUCAUCAGUUCGCCACAGAGAAGAUCAGACGUAGCUGCUGCGCACACACUCAACAUGAAAGUUUUAGUGCUCGUCGCGGCUGUAGCCGUGCUGGUGCGGGCCCGCCCGGAAGCUGGGUACCAAUACUCGGCGCCGUCGAACACCGGAACAAGCUCUUUCGGUGCCGGUGGAUCAGGCGGAGACAUCGGACUAUCUUCGCUCUCUGGCGGUGGAUUUACCGGUAGCAUUAGCUCAGGAGCUUCAUUUGGCGGCGGCUCCCUCGUCCAGAAGCAUAUUUACGUACAUGUGCCGCCCCCAGAACCGGAGGAGCACAUAAAUCGGCCUCUGCCCCAGUUCCGACCAGCGCAGAAGCACUACAAGAUCGUGUUCAUCAAGGCCCCCACGCCUCCCACACCUACCGCUGCCAACAUCCAGCUGCCUGGUCAGGACGAGCAGAAGACCCUUAUCUACGUUCUGGUCAAGAAGCCCGACGAAGCAGAGGAACUGAACAUACAGCAGCCUGCCCCGACGCAACCCUCCAAACCCGAGGUCUACUUCAUCAAGUACAAGACGCAGAAACAGAUUACCUCUGGAGGGGCUACCGGCGGUGGUGUUGGGGUUGGCGGUACUGGCGGUGUAAUUGGCGGUAUCGGCGGUGGUGUUGGGGUUGGCGGUACUGGCGGUGUAAUUGGCGGUAUCGGCGGUGGUGUUGGGGUUGGCGGUACUGGCGGUGUAAUUGGCGGUAUCAGCGGUGGUGUUGGGGUUGGUGGUACUGGCAGUGCAGGAGUGUCUUCCAACUACGGCCCACCAGGAGCCAGUGGCCCGUACUAGUUUCGACUGUUGUCUGUCAACUGCUGAUAACCAUCGUCAUUGUAAAUGUUCGACCAGCACAAACCAUUCACAUGCAACGAUCAGCAGUUUGAAACAAAUUAUCGUAAUCGUCGUAUCUCGGGUGACAUCACUCAGCUAGCUGUUCGACUGUCAGUUCAACAAGCCUCAGCCCAGAACGAAGAUGCACCGGAUGCUAAUUUAAAUGCAAUGACUAUUAACUGAAAUCAUGGAAAACGUGCCAUUUGAGCUGUUGAUGGCGCACAGCUGAAAGACAGUUUGCAAGAAAUCCUCGUAUUAUUUAGGGACUACGUACAACAUCGAUUUACAGGGUAUACAAGUGAAACGCACGGAUGCCGAUGUUCAUCUGUUUACUUGUUGUUUGAUUCGAUUAGUUUUAAGUAUCGAUAUAUGUUCACUGCUCAAUGCUUGGGUUACGUCCUUUUUGUAUUUUUGUAUAUGUACAUAUUUUUGCAAGAAAACGGUGGCAAUAAAUGUGUUCAAAAAACGUU